GGCGGCGCUGUCCGACGCCGGGUCAGCUGUUAUCGCCCGCAUUGGGGUAGCGCUACUCGACCUACCUAUCUCAUGCCCGCCAUGAAUUGAACAAGCAAUAUUCCUUUCCCAAGCUCUGUAUAUAUACAUACAUACUUGUCUCGCUGCAAGCUUGGCUGCUUCGAAUCUGUGACAUCGCACCGUCCACUCAAUCGCACGUGACAGUCCGACGCAGACAUACACACAUACGCACAUCAUGGCGACCACCAACCUCCCCAAGAACGCACACGUGUCCACCCAUCCUUGUCUUCAGGCAAAACUCUCCCAGCUACGGUCAGCAAGCACAGGUUCCCGUGAUGCACAGACGCUGGUUCAUGAAAUCGCCCUCAUGGUGGGCUAUGAAGCCCUCGGCUCAGGAUUGAAGUCACAGCAGGGAAGCACAGACAAGUCGCCCUUGGGGUAUGAGUACACAACGAGCACCACCUCACCCGCCCCCUCUGCUAUAUCGCUCGUGCCUAUCCUCCGCUCUGGUCUCUCUAUGGUCCCUGCGCUCUCAUCACUCCUCCCUACCCCAGUCCCCAUCCACCACCUGGGUCUCUACCGCGAGAAGACGACCCUGCAACCAGUCGAAUACUACAACAAUCUGCCCUAUCACACCCCGCACAUGUCUGGCGCCACCAAGCCCCAGCCCGAGCUGGCCAUCAUCGUCGAUCCCAUCAUUGCGACCGGUGCGACGGCUUGUGCGGCUAUUGAUACGCUCAAGGACUGGGGUGUUAAGAAGAUCAUUGUCUGCAGUAUUCUGGCUACCGAGGAGGGGCUUCAAAAGGCCUGUAGUGAGUGGGAGGAGGGCGUUGAGGUGUGGGUUGGCGCGUGCGAUAAGGGUGUUGAUGACAAAGGCAUGAUCAAGCCGGGACUAGGCGAUAUUGGAGACAGGCUAUUCUUGACACUGGGAAAAUAAGUCCAUAGCAAGCCAUAGGAAUUCACGUGCACAGUGUUCCGCGUGUGAUACUUGGUAACUUUGGUCCUCAGUGGACCAAGCUGUGUUUUGCUUCACGUGCUGUUUCUAAGGGUCUCGACCAAAAGCAUGGUCAUGGAAUAGGGGUCGCCUUCUCCCUUGCGCCUCGAUGCAGACAUGGCGGAUUGUCUUGUCGAUCGGCUUGUCCGGUGCAAGCUUCGGGCUGGCAAGAGCCUAGUAGUCGAGAAUGUAUGGUAUGUAGCUGUGGCAGUGCUACUUCCAAGCUCUUGGCCUCAACCAUCAGCCACUGAUGACGCAAAUGUACA
Messenger RNA from Bipolaris sorokiniana ND90Pr, 1260 nucleotides. RefSeq lists its product as uncharacterized. The transcript has 2 exons. The record is from RefSeq and is a predicted model, not a curated record. Bases 236 to 937 code for a protein of 233 amino acids. NCBI's taxonomy places the organism in Eukaryota, Fungi, Ascomycota, Dothideomycetes, Pleosporales, Pleosporaceae.